AUGUUCGGGUGGUUGAGUGAGGGGGCGUCUGGCGUCUCGCGGGGCGAGGCUCCCGCUGCAGCUGGGGUGACUCCCGUUCAGGGUAAGUUCUGGAGUUCGCCGGAGUGGGACAUCGAUGAUGAACCUAUGUCGUCGAAGGAUCCAUCGCCGGGGAACUACUGGCUGUCAUCAUCGAGGAAAGAGACCAGUCUGUCAUCGAGGUAUGUUAAGCGGUUGAAUAACAGGAUCGAGCAGAGGCAAGCCGCGUUGGCUUUGGCGCUUUGCCCAGAUCCAGGCAGAUUCAGUUCUUCACAUGUCUUUCGGCGGUCGCCACCAUUGACGCCGGCGAGGGAGUUAAAGAUACCUGUCCUAGAGCCGACAGUGUUUUUCCUAGAGAAUUUUCAGGCGGGGGAAUGGACUAGAGUGGUCCGGAAGAAUCGUAUUCAGUGGGCUCGUGGUGGCCGUGGUGAGCAUUCGCUUGGCUCAGAACGCCGGCGAUCACCGCGAUCCGCCUCCGGCCAUGGUGCACACCGAUCCAGAUCUCGGCAGUUUCAAAUGCAUGGGCCUAUGGGGCAACAGGCCAAACGUUUUGCAAAAUCCGUUGUGACAUGCAGGGGCCCUUUGCAAAAGCCUGUCAAUUUAGAAAAAAAUGGCCGUCCUAUCUUGUUACAUGUUGGGCUGCCAGCGCCAGUCCCUCGUGUUCCCCUCCUCUCUGCAUCCAAUUCUUGUAGUGUGGCGGCUAGGGUUCCUACGGCCAUGGCUGCGAGGGCUCCUCACCUUCCUCGCACUGGGGCUCCUCCCUCGAAUAAUCUUCGGCAGCCGAUUCCGCCUGGAAGCACGCCUAUGCGGGCUAGUGAGCGGAGUGUUGAUGGUGCUGGUUCUUCUGUUGUUGCUAAUGCUGUUCCUGGACCAGAGGGCCAUGGCGAUCAGCAUACUCGGCAGUUGCAGAACACAAACAGGUUUGAGCAAGGUUUUAGUUCUGGACAGGGUCGUCAUACUGAUGAAUGGCGUGAAGAAAGCUUUAAUGGGCAAGGAUUUGGUAGAUAUGAUGAAGGUUACUUUGAGGGGAACAAUGCCUUUGGGAACGGAUAUGGAUCUCAGAACAGAGGUAAUUAUAGACAGCGUCCUUAUCGUCAAUUUUACUCGGGUAACAGAGCACGCAACUACAAUUAUAGGGGAAAUUCUGGGAGAUUCAAUGCUAACAACAAUAGGUACCAGCGUGUUUUUACCCCUCAUGAAAAUAAUAUGGUCAAUGAAGUGGCUCAAGAGAAGGAUAAGGGAUCUAACCAGGUAGCUAUUUCCUCGAUUGGUGCAUCUGAUGCCAAUCUCGGGGUGCAGAAUAUUGAGCCUUCUUCUGUUGAUAGCAUGUCUGCUCGGGCUCAGAAAAAGAUUGAUAAAAUGUUAUGUUUGAGAUGUGGUGAGGCUGGUCAUCUGGCAGAAACUUGUACUGUUGCCUUAUGUUUAUACUGUGAGAAGACUAGUCAUGAAUCAAAGAACUGCCCUCUGCUCUCAAUGCCUAAGCCGGUCGCUGUUACUUAUGGUGUUUCCCGUAAUGAAUUGAUGUUUCAUGAAGUGCCUGCUUCAUCUGAUGUGACAUUUAGGCAUGACAGUGGUAAAGUUGGCAAGAUUUCAGUGACAGAUGGUUCGUUAACACCUCAGGAGGUGGUUGCUGAACUUGAAUGGAUUAUCCCUGGUAAUCAUCAAUGGAAUCUCACACCUAUGGAUGACGGUUCUUUCAAAGCUAUUUUCCCUUCCAAGGCUGAUCUCGCUAGGAUGACAAAAAUAAUAAAUGUCCCAGUCCCUGGCACAAGCAUGUAUCUUCACUUUGAAGAAUGGUCUGCUGCAGAGCUUGAUAAAUUUUACCUCACUCCGGUCUGGGUCCGUGUGCAGGGGUGUUGUUACAAGGAAAGGUGUGAUUAUCUGUCGCUGUUCGGGGUGGGCUCCCUGAUUGGGAAGACAAAGGAGGUUGAUAUGGCAUUCACUAGAUCCCAUACUACUGUUCGUAUGUUGGUUGAAGUCACCAGGGCUGAGCACAUCCCUAAAACAACGGUUGAUCACACAUAUGAUGGGCAGGGGUAUGGUCUGAUUUUUAGGCUUGAAGAAGUGAAAGGAAAGGGGACGAAAGAGGACGCGGAGAUGCAUGAUGUUGACCCAGAUGACGGUUCAAAAGAGGAGGAUGGAAAGAAUAAGGAGGCGCCAAAAAAAGAUGAUCCACCUCCUAAGGAGGGGCCUGCUACUUUAUCAUCUAGUGCUGCUGUUAUGCCGACAAAGCAGUCGACUGGUAUGUCUAAUCAGACGCAAGUUCUUUCCCUUCCAAGCAUGAAGGUAGGCCAGAUUGAUUGCCAGUUAUCCCCUAAGAUUGAAGUUCGAUUCUGGUCUCAAAAUAAAACAAACACUUUAGUUCCUCGCAAGCUGUGGGGCGAUAGCGAUGAUGAUGAGGAGGAGAGCCUCCCAUCGCCACUCCCUCGUUUGAUGAAUGAUGAGGACGUCGCUUUGGUGGAUGAUCUGGUUGGGUCUCUACCGUUGAAGGAGGUUCCGCCCGAGAAUUUGGCCUCAUUCUCUGUAGUGCCAGGAAAAGGCGAAGCUGCCUUGCAGUUCGGUGUCGCUGCUGAUAAUGUAGCAAAUCCCUUUGCCGUGGUAGGAAUGAGCGAGGCUGUGCAAAACUGUGUCGCAGCAGAGGACUCAGUGGUUUUCUCUGCCGAGGCAGGUCUUUCUGCUGUGUCAACGGCUGGCGAUGUUGCACCUAAGAACUGCUCACCUAAUGUGUGCAAGUCCACUAGUAAAAAUAAAGUAAGCUCUUCUAGUGUUCUUCCCAAUUUAUCUCAAGGGCUCCACGGCAAGGUGGGCACAGGAGUUUUUCUUGGUGGCCGUUGUUCUAUGGAGGAUGUGGUAAAGUUCGGGGGCAUCUCCCCUCCAUCCAAAGAUUUACGUUCCAGUGAACGUAUUAGAGUGCAACAUAAUGCGGAUGAUUCUCAAAUGGCUCGAGCGCAGCAGUUGGCACAGGCCAAGAACGUUGCUCAUUUCUCAGGUUAUCCCUCUGGUUACGCAUUGGAUCCAUAUGUGGUCCUUUCUCCAGCCUUCCAUGGACCGCCCGGACAUGGAUUCUGGGUGCAACCGUUUAGCGACGGUAGCACAGGAUUUUUACAGCCGGUGCGGUUGGCGUUCUGAGCGGCGUCUCACAUAGAUAUGUUCUCCAGUAGUUUUCUGAGUAUUUUUAGGUGGCUUAUCCACGUGGAGACCUUGAGUGAUCCUUGAGUUGUAAUAAGAUUGUAAUAAUGCUACUCGUUUGAGACGUUCGCAAUAAAACGCCGCAUGCAUCAAUUGAUGCAGAGGCAGGGGAGUUUCCCUAUUUCGAAAAAAAAAA
Messenger RNA from Lolium perenne, 3343 nucleotides. RefSeq lists its product as uncharacterized. Gene Ontology annotation, molecular function: zinc ion binding; nucleic acid binding. The record is from RefSeq and is a predicted model, not a curated record. NCBI's taxonomy places the organism in Eukaryota, Viridiplantae, Streptophyta, Magnoliopsida, Poales, Poaceae.